Messenger RNA from Papaver somniferum (opium poppy), 768 nucleotides. Its product is annotated as protein NYNRIN-like. NCBI's taxonomy places the organism in Eukaryota, Viridiplantae, Streptophyta, Magnoliopsida, Ranunculales, Papaveraceae. The transcript has a single exon. Gene Ontology annotation, biological process: DNA integration. Gene Ontology annotation, molecular function: nucleic acid binding. The record is from RefSeq and is a predicted model, not a curated record. Bases 1 to 768 code for a protein of 255 amino acids.
AUGAAAUUUGACACCGCGGAACAUGUGCGGAAACUCCAACAAUGCCAGAGUCAUGGUACGCUAAUCCGAGCGCCUCACACACUAAUGCACAACGUCGUCACUCCCUGGCCUUUCCAUAGUUGGGCUCUUGAUAUUAUCGGACAGAUAAGUCUCAUCUCAUCCAGGCGACACAAGUAUAUUAUCACCGUGACAGAAUUUUCUUCAAAAUGGGUAGAAGUUAUUCCUCUGCGAGAUUACUCUGCAGCCACCAUCGCAGCAUUUAUUAAAGAACACAUCAUAUGCCGAUUCGGUGCGCCAAUGAUCAUCCGAUCGGACAAUGCGACUUCUUUUGUCAAUAAAGACGUUAAAGAGUUGUUGGAUAAAUAUGGAAUUAAAUUCCACACUUCAAUUGUCUAUUACCCACAAGGGAAUGGGCAGGCAGAAGCGACCAACAAGACAUUGUUGAGGAUAUUAAGCAGAUUAGUAUAUGAUCAUCAUCGGAGCUGGCAAGAGCAGUUAUCACUUGCACCCUGGGCUUAUCGCAUUUCUGAAAGGAGUUCGACAGGAGCGUCACCAUACUCCCUAGUGUAUGGUGAGGACGCUAUUUUACCAGCGGAAAUUGCAAUUCCAUCAACGCGAGCAGCAUUGGCUAGCUUGACCACCCCAGAUGAAGUUAGCCGAUUUUCUCACCUUGAUACUCUCGAAGAACGAAGGGAGAAGGAUGAACGAUUCGCGGAAAAGUAUAGGCAACGGACAACAAGGUAUGAUAACCAAAAGGUGAAGGAAUGA